Messenger RNA from Ochotona curzoniae (black-lipped pika), 3255 nucleotides. RefSeq names its product proline and serine rich 3 (gene PROSER3). The coding region runs from base 72 to 2204 and encodes 710 amino acids. The transcript has 11 exons. Lineage: Eukaryota; Metazoa; Chordata; Mammalia; Lagomorpha; Ochotonidae. The record is from RefSeq and is a predicted model, not a curated record.
GGACUUUAGUAGUCAGAGAAAUUUCCUGAGCAUCCCCCUCUCCAGGAAUCCAUGGCAGUUGUGUGGGUCUCAUGCCCUCCGCCCUCCCUGCCCCCAAACAAUCCCUAAGACUGGCUCAGCCAGCCGAUUGCGGUCUUCCCCCUUGCAGCCAGCCGGCUUUACCCACUCAAGCCAGCUCCCUUGGGGAUGCUUCUCUGAGUGGCAGCCACUACUGGUCGUCUGGAAGCGAGAGCUGGUGCCCUAAGGCCCGGAGCCCAUCCAGGUCCCAGGCAGCCAGGCUCCCGCAGGCUCUCAGGCACAGAGCUACAGGGCCUGGGUCCCCUGAGCCAUCCCAAGAGUCCUGGCCGUCCACCUCAGGGACACCUUCCCCACCUCCCACCACUGAGGGCCCGACGGGGGCCUCCCCAUCACCCACUCCGAUUGACAGCGGGGACUCCGUGGUGGCCAAGUACAUCAACAGAUUCCGCCAAGCUCAGCCUACAAGCAGGGAGGAGCGCCAGCCAGCUGGCCCAACCCAAGCUGACUUCUGGUGGCUGCAGCCCGAGUCUGCAGUCUCCAGUGGUCGAGUUGUAGCAGGAACUGACAAGCCCAAAGGAAGACAGGACCCAGCUGUCCCAACUCCCGUCAAGGUGAACAGCGCAUCCCUGGCCAUGGCUCCACUUCAGGAAAUGAAGCAGAGCCUGAACACGUGGAACUCAUCCCUGUUGGACCUGGAGACGCUGAGCCUCCAGACUCGAGCUGCCAAGCUGCUCAAGCGCAGCAAGGCCGCCACCUCCUCCUCCUUCAGCCCCAGCGAUGCCGGCAGCUCCUCCUUCCCCGUCAGCUCUGAUGGCCUCUCUCCCUGCUCUGUGAUCUUGAGCCCUGAGUCCAGCGAGGGCUGCGCCCCCGUAAAAGAUGGUAAGUUAAGAAUGCCCGCCCCCGCUGCCCCCUCCUCCCAGGCCCCCCUGCGCCCAGAGGAUGACAUUUUGUACCAGUGGCGGCAGCGGAGAAAGCUCGAACAAGCGAGAGGGGGCAAUGGAGAUGGCCCCUGGGUGCUGCCCCAGACCCCUGCCCUCACUACCCCUACUUCUUCUGUCCCGGCUGUGAGCCCUGGCUCCUUGAGGACCCAGCCUAGCCAUGUUCCUGUGUGUGGUGGUGUGGCUCGGCCUGGUGUCCAGGAGGCCUAUCUGGAGAGGCCUGCUGCUCCCCUGGGGGUCUCUCCAAAUGUCUAUUGGGCCCCCAGUCCUCAAGGAUUUUUCUGGGCCCCACAGUCUGGUCCCUGGAUGUCUCUUGUUCCUCCCUUACCACUCACAUCUGCUACCCCAGUCCCCAUCCCAGUUCCCCUGGCUUCCACCCCAUCGCCCUCGGCCUUCACCCCAGCACCUUCAGGCUCCACCCCAGCAUCCCUGACCUCCUUUCCUACACCCUCAGCUGCUCCCCAGGGCCAACCCAUCGAUGAGCCAGGCAGCUCCAUCCUGCUUGAAGAGCCGGGUCCCCAGCCUCAGAGGGGCAGAACACCGCGCUGGGAGGCUGCUGGCCAAGUCUCAGCAACUGGCGAGGUGCCUGACUCACCCCUCAGGGGUGCCCUAGGCCAGGUGGUGACAGAUCGCCUGUUCCCUGACAGCCUGGAGGACCUGUCCCCUGGCCUCGCGGGCCCGCCUCCUCCAAAGGCCAGAUCUCCGAAAAUCAAGGCCAGGCCCCUUCAGGCCAGGGCCACGCCCCCUAACGCAGAGGCCACGCCCCCUCGCUCCAAGCCUCGAGGUAGAUCUACAGCAGAGCCUGGGAAAGUUAAGGCCGCGCAGCCUGCUGAAGAUGGGUACCGGCAGCCUGAGGUCCCAUGUCCUGCAGCUGAGGAGGCCCGCACACUUGUCCAGGAGCCACCAGCCGACUUCUUAGGCGCUGCCACCCUUGAAGCUACAGCCACGCCCUCGCCUGCUGCUGACCGUGGUCCCUCAGAAGAUGUGCUCUCCCAGGCCACCCGCCUCCUGGAGGCCGCUGACGACUCCGAUGGCAGUGAGUUCCAGGAUGACCCCGUGCUGCAGGUGCUGAGAGCUCAGAGGGCACUGCUGCGGCAGCAGAAAAGGAAAGUGGAUGCGCAAUUGGCCCUCUUGCUGGACUGCAUGGAAGAGCCUGGAGACUGGUCCCCUCCAGCUGGCUCCCCGUCCAGGUCCCCAAGGAGGCGGCUGAGGAGGGAAGGGACUUCCUUGGAGGCCCGACGACUCUGAGUUGAAUACAUUCCGUCUUGCCCAUGAGACACUGUCUGCAGGUUGCUGGUCGUCUGGGAAAAAGGGGACGAUUCUGGAAAGGCGAAACCCUUGCUAGCUGAAGGGAACCACCUCAGGUGGUACUGCCCUCAAUUCUUUCCAGACCAGCUGAAACAGAAUCUUUUCUGGUUUUUUCUCUUCCUUGGGCUGUAGAAAAGAUGUUCCCAAGGCAAGCUUGUCCAGUUAUCUGCUCAGGAGCGCAUGGAAUUCAAGGCCCUGUCCUCUGGGCUUGGAGCUACUGAGCUGUCAGGGUGCUGAGCACCCAUCAGUCCUCAGUCCACCUGCUGCUUGUUCCAGCAGCCAUGCACACUGCAGCUGACCCCUCCUUGUUGGAAGUACUCUUUCCUCUCGUUUUUACACUGGGUCAACUUGGCCUUGUCCCGGGAGCCUGACUUUGAAGUCCCUCUCCACGAUUCACUCCCAGGCACCUUCACCUAGGCGCUAAAACCCAUCUAUUCUGCAAGUCCAGGGCUGUGUUCUCCAGCCUCACCUGACCCCCUCCACCUGCCCCCUCGCCUUAGGCUCCUGUGUAAUAUGGGCUGCCCACUGUCUCCAUGCAAAAGUCUUAACAGGUAGUUCAAAAUCCCAUAGGCCCUAAGCUAAGAUCCCUACCACUCUCCACUUACCUCCACUUACCUCCCUGCUAGCUGCUGAGACCACAAAUCCUUAUGGUUGUCCUUAGCACUUGCCUUUCUCUCCCACUCAGUCAGCUCACUGGUCCUGCCACCUCUGCCUUCAGACUCGUCUGAAUUCAGUACCUUCUCCCAACUUCUGCACUACUGCUACCUCCUACCUGGACUGUGGACAACUCUAUUCUAACCGCACCUCUGCACCUUCUUGGAGACACUUGUUGUUGGGAAGUAGAGUCUAGAUUCCAUCACCUUGAAACCCAGCCACUUGACAAGCACAAUGGAGAGGAGGUGGGCAGCUCUACAUCCAGAGUUCUAUUAGAAAAGAUGCCACCCAGGGGCAGGGGUGUGGGCACAGUGGCUAAACUGCCACUGAGAUGGCU